This is a messenger RNA of Aspergillus bombycis, 477 nucleotides long. Its product is annotated as putative IgE binding protein. The transcript is spliced from 3 exons. The record is from RefSeq and is a predicted model, not a curated record. Bases 1 to 477 code for a protein of 158 amino acids. NCBI's taxonomy places the organism in Eukaryota, Fungi, Ascomycota, Eurotiomycetes, Eurotiales, Aspergillaceae.
AUGAAGUUCUCCAUGGUCCCCUCGUUGCUUCUUCCCCUGCUGGCGGCCGCUGCCCCAACCGCCCCGGAGAACCCUCCUUUCAACGUCAUGGCCACCCGCUCUGCUUCCCCCAUCCACUUCCUCCCCAUGACCGCCUCCGGCCAGAAGUUCUACCUUGGUGGAGAAACCACGUCCUACUGCCCCAUCUCCGAGGGCUGCCCCCCCGGCAACCAGACCGUGUUCGCUCCUGGUGGCUAUGGCUUGAACGUCAUGGUCCCCGGCGGCCAGCAGGUCUAUGUUGACCCCAACGGCGCUCUCUCCUUCACCCAGGCCCACUCUGCCUAUAUUCCCGAGGCUCCGCCGUGGGACUACCGCUGGCAGGUAUUUGCCGCUGUCCAGAACGCCACUGUCCCCAAGGGUAACGUGGCUGAAUGCCUUGGCUUCAAUGCCCUGGCUAACAAGGCUGCCCCGGAGGCUGCUGCUUGGCAGUACAUUUAA